Molecule: messenger RNA, 1284 nt
Organism: Nannizzia gypsea CBS 118893
Lineage: Eukaryota; Fungi; Ascomycota; Eurotiomycetes; Onygenales; Arthrodermataceae
Exons: 3
Coding region: 1-1284 (427 amino acids)
Biological process (GO): tRNA-type intron splice site recognition and cleavage
Cellular component (GO): tRNA-intron endonuclease complex
Source: RefSeq, a predicted model, not a curated record
AUGGCGGACCUGGAUGAAGAAGCUAUUAACCAACCACAUACCGGGUCGCAUGAUUCUUCAGCAAAUAUUGAUCAGGAUGUCUCUGACGAAACGCAGGAUUUCCGCUUCCUCAGUACCUUUGCUACAUUAUCGGACCCCACACAGCCUCAGACGCUUCCUCGACGAGGAGACAAAGAUUUUGAGCCCAAUCCAACUCUUCACCAGGCAAAUGUCUUGACCUCUGCGCGCAAUGCAAUGCACAAUGCCCUCUCUUACCCACGCCUACAUAACCCCAAAAGCCGAAUAGUAGGCGUCUACUACCCUGAUGGUCUCCGAAGUGGCGCCUGUGUCUGUGUGCCAAACCCCAAGGGGCAGCAUUUCCGAACAAUGGCGCAGGCCGACAGCAUGAAUCGGAUGUGGUUGUUGCCGGAAGAGGCACUCUAUUUGCUUGAGAGAGGCAGCCUAGACAUUAGAUGGCCGGCAGAGGACACUUGGCAGAAAGGAAUACCAGAGACCUCUUCGUUUGACCUAGAGGGAACCAUUCCCAUGAGUCUACAGGCUGCAUAUGCGUGUUUCCUUGCUCGUAGCGGUUUGACCAUGGAGAGAUUUUCAGUAUACUCUGGACUGAGACGUGGGGGCUAUGUUGUUAUUCGAGCUGAUACCUGGGAUGAAGAAGCUUGUCCUACAAGUUUUCAGACACGAGCAGAAGCUAAGAAGUCGGUGUCAACACCCGCUCCUGGGGUUAUGAACAUUAUAGCAGAACUGUUCAGGUCUAUAUUUUCAAUGAGAACGAAAGGGAACACUCUGCAUGGUCCUGUCAUAGGACUGGGAAUACAUCGAAGCUACAAUGAUAUAUACCGCUCACUAUCCAUUAUACCCGCAUAUGACCCUUCUCGCCCUGAUCAUGAGAUCAGCCCGCCACCUCCAUCUUCCCCAUACAAAAUAGCAUUUCACGUUUAUAAGCCUUCAACGCCAUAUAAGAAAUCCAGUCCAGGCCUACCAGACUUCAGACUGGCAGUUGUCAAUGCUAGGUCGAACCCCAUUAUCCCUACUCUCGAGAAUUUGAGUGCUCUUCUGGCCAGUACUCCGCUGGAUCCGCCCCGUGGCGAGAGGAUGGAUAGAUUACUCUAUAUGCGUCUUCGGCAUGGGUAUCGAAACGUAAUAUUGGCAGUAGUAGAUCAGGGAGUGGUUAGUUAUUUACGCAUUAGUGACGCUGGUUUUAUGAAGGAACCGCUAUAUUCGCAGAAAAGGAAUCUUGGGCCCGGAAAUAAAGGAGGUCGACGCCCACAAAACAGGAAGCGGUAG